AUGCCAGGGGCCGUCUCUGUGCACAGAGCCUCCCGCCUGCCCGUGCAGGAUGUGAAGAUUUCAGGGUCCAGCCGGCAGCCCCGGCGGCGGGCGCGGAGCGGGCGGCGCGGCCCCGACCGCGGGGUCCUCUGGGGGCCCCGGAGUGCGGAGGCGGCGCCCGGGAGCCCCCGGCGGAGGAUGGGCUGCGGACGCAGCAGACUGAGCUGCUGCAAACCCCCCAAAAAGAAGCGCCAAGAAACAGAUCAGCCACCCAGACCAGAGCCCCAGGAAUUAGGUCCCCUCAACAAGGACACAGCCACAGCUGUCCAGUCCAGUGCACCUGAGGAGGCCGAGCAGCACCAGAAGGAAAUCAGCAGGAUUCUCCAGCAACAUGAAGAGGAGAAGAAGAAAUGGGCCCAGCAGGUGGAGAAGGAGAGGGAGCUAGAGCUUCGGGAGAGACUGGAAGAGCAGCGGAGAGUCCUGGAAGGGAAGCAGGAAGAGGCCCUUCGAGUUCUCCAGGCCUCACAUGAACAGGAGAGAGAAGCCCUUACCCAGUCCUUCCAAAAAGCCGAAGCUGUCCUGCAGGAGACCAUGAAGGGCCUGACCUCCCAGCUGGAGGUCUUCCAGGCCAAGAUGAGGAGGGUGGAGGAAUCCAUCCUCAGCCGAGACUACAGGAAGCACAUCCAGGAUUAUGGGAGCCCCAGCCAGUUCUGGGAGCAGGAGCUGGAGAGCCUGCACUUCGUCAUCGAGAUGAAGAACGAGCGCAUCCAUGAACUGGACAAGCGGUUGCUCCUCCUGGAAGCUGUGAAAGAAAAAAAUCUGGUGUUGGAGGAAAAAAUCACGAUCCUGCAGCAGGAGAACGAGGACCUCCACGUCCGAGCCCGGAAUCAGGGGCUGGUGUCGAGGCAGCUCUCGGAGGACCUGCUGCGGGCCCGCGAGACCCUGGAGAAGGAGUCACAGUUACGGCGACAGCUCCAGCAGGAGAAGGAGGAGCUGCUGUUCCGGGUCCUGGGGGCUGAUGCCUCCUCUGCCUUCCCCCUGGCCUCUGUUCCCCCCACCGAGGUCUCCUUCCUGGCCACCUAGGCUGCGGGGCCCGCCGUGACACCUGUGGUCACCACUCUCUCCAAGGACUUUCUGGAGAAGACAGCAGGGCUGCUGGCUUUGUUCCCGGGAAGGAAGGCGACAGGGGUUGGGGGGUGAGAUAGGGAGCCAGGCGUGUGCUCCAGGAGCCCUGGGGGCGUGGUCUUGUAGAAUUGCCCACGGGGCUUUGCUGACUCCCUCAGGAAGGCCAAGACUUCUCCCAGGGCAACCUGGGCCCCUUGGACCAGCCAGCAAAAGAGGAGAUGCCCCUGGGCCCAGCUUGUUGACGCACUGUCUUGUCAACCUCCUGUAGGGGUUCCCAGCCCUGCCCUGGCCUUGUCUCAGCCUCAGUUUACCCUUGCUCUAAGAUGGUUCGGGCAGUGAGUCGAACGGCUCCGGGCCACUGAGUGUCCCGCUCUGUGGUGUCUGAAGGUGAGACCAGGGUUUGCAGCAGCAGGAGGGGGCAGACCCUGCAAAUCAGAAGUCAGACUGGGCCGGCUGAGCAGCAGGGCGGGAAUCCCUGAAGGCCCUGGGGACUGGCAGGGCCGGGCAGCCAGCUUGGCCCAGGAGCCACAGCCAGAGCGCCUCCUGCCUUUCCUAGGCAUAGCUCAUCUCCUUAGUCCUCCUGGUCCUCUAGGCUCAUGCCCCUGGGCCCCUGGGCCACCUUAGUGGGGCUGAGUACCCUCAGUAGUCAGAGCGGGAGCCCCAUUCCCCUACAGAGGAGGAAGCCAGGUGGUGAGUGGAUCCCACAGUUGGGACCGAAACCCUGCCUGCCACUGGGGGGGUCAUCCUGCUGCUCUUUGGCUUCUUCCCCGAGCUGGGAAGAGCGGAUCUGUGACUUGGCCCCUCUCCUCCUUCCCUUACCUGCUCCAGCUCCACGCCCUCUCUUACUUCUGCUCUCUGCCUUAACUUCUCCUCUUCCCACUCCUGACCCAGGCCCGGGAAGUUCAGGUGUGACCGGGUGCCAAGGAGGGGAAGUGUGCUGAGCUGCCCCUGGAGCCAUGGUCCGUCGGGUUCUGUGGGAGCCGGGGGACAACUCUAGAGGGAGGCACACAUGUACUUGUCCAUGCAGCUUUCUCCAAAGCACAUCUGGUUCACUAGUUGAUGGGACAUUCACAGCCACAAGCUGGAAAGAGUCGGUGGCCAAGUAUUGUGGGGAAUAAAACAAAUCCGCAACUUGCA
Molecule: messenger RNA, 2241 nt
Organism: Lepus europaeus (European hare)
Lineage: Eukaryota; Metazoa; Chordata; Mammalia; Lagomorpha; Leporidae
Gene: CCDC69
Product: coiled-coil domain containing 69
Exons: 10
Coding region: 1-1062 (353 amino acids)
Cellular component (GO): nucleus; cytoplasm
Molecular function (GO): microtubule binding
Source: RefSeq, a predicted model, not a curated record